CUCCUUCCCGCCGCGCAUCCUCCUCCGCACCCCACAGGCCCCGCCAGCAGAUAGCCCAGCAUGGCGAACGCCAACUUCCUCGACAAGGCCAUCGAGAUGGUCAAGGAGGCCAUCGAGCUUGACACCAAGCAGAGCUAUGCCGAGGCGUACAAGCAAUACAUGAACAGCCUCGACUACUUUAUGAUGGCGCUCAAGUAUGAGAAGAACGAGAAGCUGCGCAUCCUUAUCCGCGGCAAGUUUGAGGAGUACGUCGCGCGGGCCGAGAAGCUCAAGGAGCACCUGGCCAAGGCCAACGGCACCGACGACGGCAAGUCGGCCGUCGGCGCCAACGGCUCUGAGCGCCAGGGAAACAGUGGCGGAAAGAAGGAGGACGACGGCGAUGCGGAGAACAAGAAGCUGCGCGCUGGGCUGAGCUCGGCGAUCCUGAGCGAGCGGCCGAACGUGUCGUGGGACGACGUGGCGGGCCUGACGACGGCCAAGGAGGCGCUGAAGGAGGCUGUCAUUCUGCCGAUCCGCUUCCCGCAGCUCUUCACUGGCAAGCGCACGCCAUGGCGCGGCAUUCUGCUGUACGGGCCGCCCGGCACGGGCAAGUCGUUCCUGGCAAAGGCCGUCGCGACGGAGGCGAAGAGCACGUUCUUCAGUGUCUCGAGCUCGGACCUGGUGUCGAAGUGGAUGGGCGAGUCAGAAAGACUCGUCAAGCAGCUCUUCCAGAUGGCGCGCGAGGCCAAGCCGUCGAUCAUCUUCAUCGACGAGGUCGACUCGCUGUGCGGCACGCGUGGCGAGGGCGAGUCCGAGGCGAGUCGGCGUAUCAAGACGGAGUUCCUGGUGCAGAUGAACGGUGUGGGCAACGACGAGGCUGGCGUGCUGGUGCUCGGCGCAACAAAUAUCCCGUGGCAGCUCGACAUUGCCAUCAAGCGGCGAUUCGAGAAGCGCAUCUACAUUCCGCUGCCCGAGGUCGAGGCACGGAAGCGCAUGUUCGAGCUCCAGGUCGGCACGACGCCGUGUGCGCUCACCAGCAAGGACUACCGCGACUUGGCCGAGAAGACGGAAGGCUACACCGGCUCCGAUAUCUCCGUCCUCGUGCGCGACGCCCUGAUGCAGCCCGUGCGCAAGGUGCUCAGUGCCACGCACUUCAAGAAGGUCAUGGCGCCGAUGAAGCCCAAGGAGGGCGAGCCGCAGCCGGACGAGGGCAUCAUAACCGAGUACCUCACGCCCUGCUCGCCCGGCGACCCCGAGGCGAUGGAGAUGAGCUGGGAGAACGUCGAGGGCAAGGACCUGCUCGAGCCCAAGCUCGUCAUGACCGACUUCAUGCGCGCCAUCCAGGCGGUGCGGCCAACUGUCACCGAGGCAGACAUCGUCAAGCACCGCGAGUUCACCGACGAGGCCGGCAUGGAAUGAGCCUUUCCGUAGACCGUUCUUGGAUGUCUCCGCCUUUGUUCCAGGCCGUGUAUUUGCUUCUCUCUCUUUUGGUCAGCGCAGCGCAUUUCCUCUGCCGAGCGCCGCCGCUCAGGCUGCGGCACCAGAGGCUUGCCGUGUUCAAUGUCACUCGG
Molecule: messenger RNA, 1550 nt
Organism: Tilletiopsis washingtonensis
Lineage: Eukaryota; Fungi; Basidiomycota; Exobasidiomycetes; Entylomatales
Product: AAA-domain-containing protein
Exons: 9
Coding region: 61-1398 (445 amino acids)
Biological process (GO): endosomal transport; vacuole organization
Molecular function (GO): ATP binding; ATP hydrolysis activity
Source: RefSeq, a predicted model, not a curated record